ACUGUAGCCACAAUUGACAUUUACAUAUUCAGUUGGUCAGCCGAAGGGUAAUUGUACCGUAACUGAGGCGGAUUUUCACAAUUCAUUAAAAAAAGAAAGCAUCGAAAGAGAAGGAUUACACAGUGAACAAGGAUGAAUAGAUUCGUAGUUGUGGUUUUGGCCGUGGCCAUAACGGCUUCGGGAGCUUUGGCUCAUGCCAAUCAGAUGCCUCAAUCAGCCACCGAUUUGGCUUUUGAUAUGUAUCGUUCAUGUUUGAAGGAUUUCAGUACCAGCUGCGUCAAACCCAAGGCCAUGCAAUGGUUCAACGAAGCUUUGAAUAAAGAUGAAAUUAUGAUUACAGAUAAAUUAUCGGUUGUUCGUACCGGCAGAAUUGUCGGAAACAACCAGCAGCGUGCCAUGGACCCACAAGAGAGAAUGUUCCAAGAAAUUGAUAAUUUCUUGGCCACACAUUCGUUGCGCAUCAAGGCUCCUGAAUUCUUCCAAUCGGCUGAGGCCCGCUCUUACGUUCCAGACUUUUUGAUGAACAAUGCUCUGACCAAGGGUGCUAUUGUACCAUUGGCUGAUCGUGAUGCUGAAGGUCGUGGUAUGAUCAAGAAGGCUGUCCUUCCCUUCUUGUUGGGUCUUAAGUUGAAGACCACCGUUUUGGUGCCCAUUGCUCUUGCCCUGAUUGCCUUGAAGACCUGGAAAGCCAUGACAUUGGGUCUGUUGUCUUUGGUCUUGUCCGGUGCCUUGGUUGUUUUCAAAAUUGCCAAGCCCAAGAUUGUCAACUAUGAAGUUGUCCACUACCCCCAUCAUCAUGAACACAUCGAACACGUACCCCAUCACUAUGAACAUGUUGAACACAUUGUACCCCACCAUGUGGAACAUAUUGUGCCCCACCACUUGGAUCACCACUUAGAUCAUCAUUCCAUUGAACAUCACUUGGAAUUGCCCCAUCAUGUUGAACAUGUUGAGCACAUCGAGCAUGCUGCCCCCGCCUGGGAUCCACAUGCCUGGGCCCGUUCAUCUCAGGAAAGUCACGGUGACGCCCAAGAUAUAGCUUUUGCUGGACAAAAGAAACGUUAAGUUCUCCACACAGCAGCUGUGUAGGCUAACGUAACGCCGACACCGACAUCACCACCACCAACACCUUAGAUAAUGACGAUGACAACGACCAGACGAAGCCUCAUUUCAUUGAUAUCUGAUGAAAAAAAGUGUUAAUUUAUUUAUUUAUUGCAUUUAGUUUUUAGGUAUUGAAAUUAUGCAAAUUUCCAAAGAUUUGUUUCGGAAAACACGAACCAACCAGUCGUGUAGAAUAUUGUAGAGCAGUUGUACAAAGUGACAUGCAUUAUUUAUUUUUGUAAAUAGUUAUUUAUUUUUUUAUAUGUUCAUAAAAUGAAUCGCAAAAAAAAAGAAAAGCAAAUUUGAAAAAAUUAUUAAAA
Molecule: messenger RNA, 1421 nt
Organism: Musca domestica (house fly)
Lineage: Eukaryota; Metazoa; Arthropoda; Insecta; Diptera; Muscidae
Gene: Osi18
Exons: 3
Coding region: 133-1065 (310 amino acids)
Source: RefSeq, a predicted model, not a curated record